This is a messenger RNA of Lycium barbarum (goji berry), 2134 nucleotides long. Its product is annotated as protein Brevis radix-like 4. The coding region runs from base 754 to 1872 and encodes 372 amino acids. The transcript has 5 exons. The record is from RefSeq and is a predicted model, not a curated record. NCBI's taxonomy places the organism in Eukaryota, Viridiplantae, Streptophyta, Magnoliopsida, Solanales, Solanaceae.
ACAUAGCUAGUGUAGUUCUAUAAGUGGAGUCUGAAGAGUAUAGUGUGUACGUAAAUCUUAUCUCUAUCUUGACAAAUAGAGAGACUAUUUUUGAUAGACCAUCAGCUCAAGUAACACAGAAGCAAUAUCUUGAUAGCAAGAAAAAUAAAAUAGAAAAGACAACCAGUAACAAUAGAAAACUAAGAAUAAGAGAUAUACGAAUAUUGAAAUAAAAAUACGAAAAAUAGACAGAAAAAGAAAAAGAAAAAGAAAAAGAAGAAGAGAAAGUAAAAGCAAAUAGAACUUAGCUUAGCCCCAAUAGGUUCCUACUCUGUUAAAGCCAACACUAAUAAAUUCUUUCCAAUUUCUUCAUCUUCAAGCUCUUAGUAGCCAUUGUUUCUCUUCCCUUAAUUUCUGAACCAUCCAUCUGUACAACUGAGACUCUCUUCAUAAUUUUUUUUUCUUAUUUCUUGGUUUUAAGUUUAGAAUAAAUGAUUUAGUUGACUGUUGCUUCAGGGGUGUCUUACUUAAUGUACUACAGGAAUCUCUUUGAUGGCGCAAUUUAAGGGAACGCAUUAAAAGUGCGCACUUCAUUUUUCCUUAUUACCCUCUUCCUCUUAUACAAUAUUUCUUCAUAUUCCACCCAUACUCUCUAAUUACCCUUCUCUUCCAAUUUCUUCAAUUCACCCAAAUAUUCAUUGCAUUUGUUGAUUCCCCUGUUUUAGGUGCUUUUCAACUUCAAUUUGGCAAUUAAGAAUUUAAUUGUGUAGAGAGAUGCUUACGUGUAUAGCUCGUUCGAAGCAAGCGAGCGAUGAUUCGCUUGAUCAUCAACCUGAGAAAUUCAAUCCUAAUGCUGCUCCGGCCAAUAAACAAGCCGUUAAAACACUCACUUCUCAGAUCAAGGACAUGGCAUUGAAAGCAUCAGGAGCAUACAAGCAAUGCAGUCCAUGUGCUACAACUCAGCCAACUCUCCGAAAAAACGGAAGCCAAAACGACUCAGACUCGUCUACAUCGUUGGAUAAAUUCCGGUGGUCAUACAAGAGAACAGGGAGUUCAAGUUCCAGCUCGACGACGGCGGGGAGGAAGGAACUGGAGGCAAGGCUGAAAGGGAUAUCGAGUGGUGAAGUUACGCCGGUAUCGGCGUCAGCUAGUGGGCGGCGAAUUGAAACGGUCGUGUUUGUUGAAGAAAGUGAGCCGAAAGAGUGGGUGGCUCAAGUCGAACCGGGUGUGCUAAUCACUUUUGUUUCGUUACCACGUGGCGGCAAUGAUCUCAAACGCAUUCGAUUCAGUCGAGAAAUGUUUAAUAAAUACCAAGCUCAAAGAUGGUGGUCAGAGAAUUGUGAGAAGGUAAUGGAGCUUUAUAAUGUCCAAAGGUUGAAUCGCCAAGCUUUUCCCCUGCCAACACCUCCAAGAUCUGAAGACGAGAUUUCAAAAAUCGAAUCCAUUGAAGACAGUCCUGUGACACCCCCGCUCACUAAAGAACGACUACCCCGUACUUUGUUCCGUCCAAUGUAUUCAUCUUCAGAUUCUCUUGAACUACACUCGACCCAUUCUCGCUAUAAUUAUGACUCUUGCGGUGUCUCCUCAACUCCAAAACUCUCAAGCAUCAGUGGAACAAAGACGGAGAUAUCAUCAAUGGAUGCCUCUAUUCGGACUAGCACAUCAAGAGAUGCAGAUCGCUCUGGAGAGCUAUCCAUCAGCAAUGCUAGUGAUCUUGAAACCGAAUGGGUUGAACAAGAUGAGCCUGGAGUUUACAUCACCAUACGAUCUCUACCAGAUGGCAAAAGAGAACUCAAACGUGUCAGAUUCAGCCGAGAAAAAUUUGGAGAAGUGCAUGCCAGGUUAUGGUGGGAAGAGAAUCGUGCUAGGAUACACAAACAAUAUCUGGGAUGAGAGCGCUUAUUAUUGCGAAUAUUGCUAUAUUUCCUGUUGGUUGCCAAUUAAGGAGAUGUGGCCUACAUGGGUGUUACACUUCUUUGGCAAUGCUCAUGGUAUUCAUUAUACAUAUGUGGAGUCAGAGAUUAGUAUAAGAGAGGCAAUAUACAAAGAAGAAUCUAAGCUUUGUUACCUUUGCAAACAGCCACCUAGGUUGUUCGCAUGUUCUUUCUUUCUUUGUUUUUGUUUAAUUUCCUUCAUCUAAAUUAUGGCCGGGGGG